UCACGCGCGGUCCCCGGGUGCCCGCGGCGGUGGCCGCAGCCCGGCCGCGUGACCCGCGCGCGCCAAUGGCCCGGCGGUCUCCGGGGCGACGCGGAGGGUCCGCGCUCCGCCGCCACUGCGCCCCCGCCCCGAGUCCGCACUGCAGAGAGUGGUGGCGAGCCGGCGCCGGCGCGCUGGCCCACGUGCCGCGCGGAGAGAGGGACAGGGGGAGGAAGAAGGAGAGGGAGUGCGAGAAAGCCACGGAAAGAGGGGCGCACGACCCGGCCGCUGCUCCGCGCAGCCCCUGCGGCGCCCCUCCUGCUGGGACUUCCACCGGGAAGGACCCCGACCCAGCGGAAGGCUGUGGAGACCCGGGCCGCUCUCGCCGAGUCCUAGACUCCCCCCGCCCCCAAUUCAUUUUCCCCCGCCCAGUACCACCCUGCUCUGCGUCGGGAACCGUUUCCUGCCCCUAGUAUCAGCCCCGCGCCAGCGGAAAUUGCGCGCGAUGGCGGUGACGAUGCUGCAGGACUGGUGCAGGUGGAUGGGCGUCCGCGCUCGAAGGGGUCUGCUCAUUCUGGGCAUCCCGGAGGACUGUGAUGAAGCCGAACUCCAAGAGUCCCUGGAGGCCGCCCUGUGGCCCAUGGGCCACUUUACCGUGCUGGGCAAAGUGUUUCGAGAGGAGGAUAAUGCCACUGCGGCCCUGGUCGAGCUUGACCGGGAAGUCAACUAUGCUUUGGUCCCCAGGGAAAUCCCGGGCACCGGGGGUCCCUGGAACGUGGUCUUUGUGCCCCGUUGCUCAGGCGAGGAGUUUCUCAGUCGCGUGUUCCACUUCCUGGAGCAACAGGGGCAGACGGUGGAGAGUGUGGCUGGAGCCCUGGGGCUGGGACUGCGCAGGGUGUGCUGGCUCCGAUUGGUCAGUCAGGCAGUCCGGCCCUGGGUGGAGACCAUGCGGUAUCCGCGCCUGGGCGUGUUUUCCGGGAGGGAUCAGCCCGCCCCGGGGGAGGAGUCCUUUGAGGCCUGGCUAGACCACACCACCGAUAUGCUACAUGUGUGGCAGGGGGUCUCAGAAAGGGAGAAGAGGAGGCGGCUGAUGGAAGGCCUUCGAGGGACCGCCCUGCAGCUCGUGCAUGGGCUCCUGGCGGAGAACCCUGCCAGGACAGCGCAGGACUGCCUGGCGGCCCUGAUCCAGGUGUUCGGAAACAACGAGUCCAAGGCGACCAUCCGGGUGAAGUGUUUGACCGCUCAGCAGCAGUCAGGCGAGCGGCUUUCUGCUUUCGUGUUGCGGCUGGAAGUCCUGCUGCAGAAAGCCAUGGAGAAGGGGGCCCUGGCCAGAGCCUCCGCUGAUCACGUGCGCCUGAGGCAGGUGCUCACCAGCGCCAAGCUCACUGAGCCUCUGGAUGAAGCGCUGAGGAAGCUGAGAACGGUUGGGAGGCCUCCAAGCUUCCUAGAGAUGCUGGGGCUUGUUCGCGAGUCUGAGGCAUGGGAGGCCAGUCUGGCCAGGAGCGAGAGAGCCCAGGCAGAGGAAGGGGCUGGUGCCCAGGCCAAUGCCAGAGCCAAUGCUAAGGCAGAGGAUGAUAAGGUGGAGGAGAGGGAGCAGGGGGAGCAGGAGCAGGAGGACAGUGACGAUCGUGACACUGUCCCUGCAGGCCUACAUCAAGUAAGACCCUCAGAGGCCCCUGGGGGCCCUACCCCUGCCCAGAUGGGCAGUGCUUCCAGGGCGGGCCCAGGAGGUCCUGGCUGUGAGCCAGAGGGCCUCGCCCAGGCAGGAGAGCAGGAGGCUGGGGAGCCCCCCGAGGAGGGGCUCGAGCCCAUCCCAGAGGAGUCAGGAAAAGAGGAUGGGGCGGGGGAGAUGAGCCCCCCCAAGUCCUCCUCAGGCAAAUAGGCUCAGAAGGCCCAGGGGCUCCCUCUCCUCUCAGGUAGCAGAGCUCCGGAGGCAGGGGGAGGCUAUGCCAGGGCAGCAGCCUCACCCCACAUGGGGAGCAGGGCCAAGAGAAGGGCCCACCCAGCCCAAGCCAGGCCCCCGGGCACUCCACCACCCUUAAGGGGACCUGAACACCACCAUCAGCCCUUCCAAGUGACCAAGAUGACCAUACUUGACACCAAAUGGGGUAGGGAAAGGUGUCUCCCCCACCCACACAGCACCACACCUAGCCCCAGCCCCAGCCCAUGCCAACUCGGGCAGCCAGCCUGGGAAACACCCCUGAGUGGCUGGCCCUAGCCUAGGUGAGGGGCACCUGAAGCCAUCUGCCACCCACACUGGACUGGGAGAUGUUAGGGGCCAUUUCAAAGGUGCCAGCCUCUUGGGUCUCCCAAGAGAGAGACCCUCAUUUACUUCCCCCGGGGCACGUUGCUCCAUGUUCCAGGAAGCCCGCUUGUGUCUCUGUAGGGCCCUUUGUGACCCACGUGUCCAGUUACUCCCCCUCCCCGCUAGUUACCAUUCCUGUGCAGAGCCUUGAGGUGUGCAGGAGCCCGUGGUGGGUGUCCUGGCCUACCAGGGCAGCCACCUCUCAGCCCGGGUGCAUACCAUGAGCUACAGUGGGAACCAAGGCUCUGCUCGCUCUCUUCCCGUGUUGUGAGCUCAACCUCUGCUUUCCCGGUGUAGAUUUAGGCCAGCCGCUGCUUGUUCUUGUGGAGAUGUGUGUGUGUUCUUAUCCGAGCAGCUGCCCGCACCCCACCCCGGAGUUCCAGAGCCCUGUUCCAGGAGAUGGCGGGAAGGAUGCCCCGAGGGCACGGCUGGUGCUCACCCCGUGACCUCAGGAAGGAAGAACCUGGACCAAUGAUAGAGGUGGCCAGCGGGAGUCUCCACGGGAACUGUGCUCUGAUGUGCCACCCUGUUGUUACUUGUGACUCUGUUUCCUUGGCUGGGCCGAGUGUCCCCUGCUGCGUUUUCCAGCGUCCUGGGACUGUCCUGUGCAGGCCACG
Molecule: messenger RNA, 2901 nt
Organism: Ailuropoda melanoleuca (giant panda)
Lineage: Eukaryota; Metazoa; Chordata; Mammalia; Carnivora; Ursidae
Product: PNMA family member 6A
Exons: 2
Coding region: 485-1861 (458 amino acids)
Source: RefSeq, a predicted model, not a curated record